Molecule: messenger RNA, 3013 nt
Organism: Jatropha curcas
Lineage: Eukaryota; Viridiplantae; Streptophyta; Magnoliopsida; Malpighiales; Euphorbiaceae
Gene: SIP2
Product: seed imbibition 2
Molecular function (GO): raffinose alpha-galactosidase activity
Source: RefSeq, a predicted model, not a curated record
CAUAACAAUCGGUUUAUUUUUUUAAUAUUAACUGUGGAAUUUGAUUUCAACUGUUAGUUUUUGGAAGAUUGAAGGCAUAUUUUCGUUUUAAUUCUUUUGUCUUUGGAUACGUAUGCCGAAGAGGGCGGCAAAAAAAAUGAUUUUUUACUUUUUCUUUUGUUUGCUUUAUUUCUCCAUUUUUUUCCGGUAGGUAAGCGAAAAAAUGCUAAGGAUUUCAGGAGCUCAACAACAAUUGAAGUGGGUUAGUCGUUGGUGGUGGAAGUCUCUUGGCGAUUAUCGCAAUGCUCGCUCGAAUUCCUCGAAUUCUCAAAUUUCCUUACGCAGAUAUUAUUCUAAUCCUCCUCGGAUUAGCUUCCGCAGAAGAAAUCAUAGACACUUAGUUACUCGGUGCUCAACAUCAACAAUGACGAUCACGCCAAAGAUUUCAAUCAAUGAUGGCAGCCUUGUUGUUCAUGGAAAGACUAUAUUAACUGGAGUGCCAGAUAACAUUGUCUUAACUCCUGGGUCGGGUGCUGGGCUCGUCGCUGGUGCUUUCAUUGGUGCCAGUGCUUCCCAUAGCAAAAGUCUGCAUGUCUUUCCCGUUGGGGUCUUAGAGGGUCUCCGUUUUAUGUGUUGUUUCCGAUUCAAGUUAUGGUGGAUGACCCAGAGGAUGGGCAAGUGUGGUAAAGACAUUCCUUUGGAGACCCAAUUCAUGCUAGUGGAGAGCAGGGAUGGUGGUGAAGGAGUUGAUCAAGAUGAUGCUCAGACCAUUUACACUGUCUUCCUUCCUCUCCUUGAAGGCCAAUUCCGUGCUGUUCUGCAAGGCAACGAAAAUAAUGAGAUGGAGAUCUGCCUUGAGAGUGGGGAUAAUGCUGUUGAAACCAACCAAGGCCUUCACCUUGUCUACAUGCAUGCUGGGACCAAUCCCUUUGAAGUAAUCAAUCAGGCUGUAAAGGCUGUGGAAAAAUAUAUGCAAACUUUUCUUCAUCGUGAGAAGAAAAAGUUGCCCUCUUUCCUUGAUUGGUUUGGCUGGUGCACGUGGGAUGCAUUUUACACUGAUGUUACAGCUGAGGGUGUUGAGGAAGGCCUUAAAAGCUUAUCAGAAGGAGGAACUCCUGCACGAUUUUUGAUCAUAGAUGAUGGCUGGCAACAGAUUGAAAGCAAACCUAAGGAAGAUUCUAAUGUUGUUGUACAAGAAGGAGCACAAUUUGCAAGCAGACUCACUGGAAUAAAAGAGAAUGAAAAAUUUCAGAAGAAUGAUAAAAAGAACGAGGAAUCCACUGGACUAAAGUAUGUGGUGGAACAUGCCAAGAAGGACUACAACGUGAAGUAUGUGUAUGUGUGGCACGCUUUAGCGGGCUACUGGGGAGGAGUAAAACCAGCUGCUGCUGGUAUGGAACAUUAUGACACUUUGUUGGCAUAUCCAGUUCAAUCACCAGGUGUAUUAGGCAACCAACCAGACAUUGUAAUGGACAGUCUUUCUGUUCAUGGCCUUGGUUUGGUGCAUCCCAAAAAGGUUUUCGACUUCUACAAUGAGCUUCAUGCCUACUUGGCCUCUUGUGGAGUAGAUGGAGUAAAAGUUGAUGUUCAGAACAUUAUUGAGACCCUUGGUGCUGGCCAUGGUGGAAGAGUUUCCCUCACCCGCAGUUAUCACCAAGCUCUUGAGGCUUCAAUUGCACGAAACUUCCCCGACAAUGGAUGUAUUGCUUGCAUGUGCCAUAACACUGAUGGACUAUAUAGUGCCAAGCAGACUGCUGUUGUCAGAGCUUCUGAUGACUUCUAUCCUAGAGACCCUGCUUCUCACACCGUUCAUAUUUCUUCUGUGGCUUACAACACUCUUUUCCUUGGAGAAUUUAUGCAACCAGACUGGGAUAUGUUCCAUAGUUUACACCCUGCUGCAGAUUAUCACGCUGCAGGACGUGCUGUUGGUGGCUGUCCGAUAUAUGUCAGUGACAAGCCUGGCAACCACAAUUUUGAGCUAUUGAAAAAGCUGGUCCUUCCUGACGGAUCAGUUCUGCGUGCCCAACUUCCUGGCAGGCCAACACGCGACUGUCUUUUUGUUGAUCCAGCAAGAGAUGGGACAAGUUUGCUGAAGAUUUGGAACGUGAACAAAUGCACUGGUGUGGUUGGUGUGUUCAACUGCCAAGGUGCGGGAUGGUGCAAGGUUGAAAAGAAGACCCGUAUUCACGAUGCUUCUCCUGGUACCCUCACAGCCUCUGUUCGUGCUACUGAUGUUGACUGCAUUGCUCAAAUUGCUGGUACUGAUUGGAACGGAGAAACAGUAGUAUAUGCCUAUAGAUCAGGUGAGUUAAUUCGAUUACCAAAGGGUGCUUCAGUGCCAGUGACGCUGAAAGUUCUUGAGUAUGAACUCUUCCAUUUCUGCCCAAUCAAGCAGAUCGCUUGCAACAUUUCAUUUGCACCAAUAGGGUUGCUUGACAUGUUCAACGCCAGUGGUGCUGUUGACAAGUUUGAAAUCCACAGUGCUUCUGACAAGAAGCCAGAGCUCUUCGAUGGUGAGGUUUCAUCCGAGCUGACUACUUCACUUGGUGAGAAUCGAUCCCCAACUGCAACAAUCACUCUGAAAGUCCGGGGAUGUGGACGGUUUGGGGCUUACUGUUCCCAACGCCCGCUGAAAUGCAUUGUGGGUGAUGCUGAGACCGACUUCAACUAUGACUUGGAUACUGGACUAGUGUCCUUGACUCUGCCUGUUCCAGAGGAAGAAAUGUAUAGAUGGCCUGUCGAGAUCCAGAUAUAAAUUGUAGCUUACCUAGAUUUAGCUUGAGAGAUUGUAUCGAGUACCAUCUAUACUAGAAUAUCAACGUCUUUAGGCGGGUGACACAGACUUCUCACCAUCUUUAGUAGGGGCAUGAGAGCUUUUAAGUAAUAAAAGCUUUGUGCAUGUGGGUGCUUCAAGUGAUGAUGGGUUGUGAGAUCGCUCUGUAAAUUGUUAUGGGGUGGAGGUGGGGCUAGGGGUGUAGCUCUAUCAUGUAUCCCAUCUUAUUGGUAAUGAAGUGCUUUUAUUAGAAAUUUUCUC